Dioscorea cayenensis subsp. rotundata (Guinea yam) is the source of this 885-nucleotide messenger RNA. Its product is annotated as GDSL esterase/lipase At4g16230-like. The transcript has 5 exons. Lineage: Eukaryota; Viridiplantae; Streptophyta; Magnoliopsida; Dioscoreales; Dioscoreaceae. Bases 1 to 885 code for a protein of 294 amino acids. Gene Ontology annotation, molecular function: hydrolase activity, acting on ester bonds. The record is from RefSeq and is a predicted model, not a curated record.
AUGGAAAAAUGUGAAUUUGCAGUUCAGAAGUUAGGGUUGGAGAUGAGUCCACCACCUUUUCUCUCUAUGAACUCAUGGACUCAAACACUUGCAGGUGUCAACUUUGCUUCUGGAGGUUCAGGCCUUCUUGAUGCAACAGGAGCGAGAUUUAUUCAAGUUCUUUCCUUUGGGAAGCAAAUGACAGACUUUGAGACGGUUGUUGCUAAUCUCAUAUCAAAUUUAGGAAUCAAUAAAACUCGGAAGUUGCUUGCAAAGUCCAUCUUUUUUGUGAGCACUGGAAGCAAUGACUUGUUUGAAGAUUUUCAAGCUAAUCCUGCAAAGAAUGAGACUGAGAGAUGUGCAUUUUUUGAUUCACUUGUUGCCUCUUAUCAGGUCAAUUUGGAGGCAUUGUAUCUCUUGGGAGCAAGAAAGUUUGCUUUGUUAAGCAUUCCACAAAUUGGAUGCACUCCAGCCGCAAGAGCCAUUAAUAACUCUUCUGGUAAUUGUAAUGAGGAUUUGAAUCGAGUCUGCACGGAAGUUCUACAACUCAAUGCAAGUCAUGUUGAAAGAGCUCAGUUAGGUGGAGAAAAGGCGCUGCGCGCGGAGGUGACAAGGGCUGGAGAGGUGGAGGAGAAGCUCUGCGCGCGGAGGUUAGGAGGGCUGGAGAGGUGGAGGAUAGGCUCUGCGCGCGGAGGUUUCAAGGAGCUAACGGAUGCAUGCUGUGGAAACCAAACCCUAUGUCUUCCAGGAUCCACCUUCUGUGCAAACAGAACAGAGUUCUUGUUUUGGGAUGUGAAUCAUCCAACAGAAGCUGCUUAUAGAGUUGCUGCUCAAACACUCUUUGUUGGGUCAAGGGAGUUUGUGACUCCAAUCAACUUUGGCCAAUUGGCAGCUAUCAAAACCUAA